Messenger RNA from Knipowitschia caucasica, 5547 nucleotides. The record is from the annotation of a GenBank genome assembly. NCBI's taxonomy places the organism in Eukaryota, Metazoa, Chordata, Actinopteri, Gobiiformes, Gobiidae.
AUGCGUGCUGCGGGGCACCUCCAUCCUCCAGGCGGCAUGGACGUUUACGAGGCCUGGGCACAGACGGGCUCUCAAGGACAAAUUUUCCUGGGUGCUCAACUAUUUGACUGGGUGCUCCAGCCCCGCAGCACCCACGGGAUCGGCGCCUAUGGCCCUAGGAUUCCUUCACCUGUCAAUCAUCUGUUCGCCGAAUCAGAGGGACCGAAGAGGCACGUGCUCCGAGCUCUGUUGGGGGCCAUCGCCGGAGCAGUGGGAGGGGCUUGCUCGUCCUUCUUCAGGUGUUCUCUCCUCCUCACGUUUCCCAUGAUGCUCGGCUCCAGAGGUCGAACGUACGUCCUGUUGCUGCUGCUGUCGCUGCUCUACUCAGGUCCAGUGCAGAACAUCCGUCAUAACGUAGAGGCCUCUGCUCUGAGUUUGUCCUGUAACCUGGACCUCCAGCUGAACCUGAGCCACCUCCUGUGGAGACAAGCUGUAGAUCCAGUGUCCAGGCUCACCCACGAGCUGACGAUCAGCACGACAGACUUGGGGGCGGAGACUCUGAACAUCAGCUCUACGUUCCAGACCUUCAGACAGGAAGUGAUGCGUCAGUACGGAGCCGAGCCAUUAGCUGCCGAUGCUAACCAGGCUAACGACACACUGACUACAAGGACCAUGAUGCAGUGUGAAGACGUGGUGCAGGGGGCGGUGCUGCGCUGCUCUGAUUGGUUCAAUGGGAAGUGGGCGGAGUGUCUGUCCACCGUGUCUGUCCCGGUCCUGAACCAGCUGCUGUGUUUCCCCAUGAAGUUCAGCUUUCUGUGCGACAUCCUGAGAGUGAUGACUCCCUGGUGCACACAGCGCCUCCCUGUGGACACAGACUCAGGACGUCAGUGGGAACAGCUGAACCGAACUAUGGAUCUGUUCAGGAAGGAGUUCAUAGCCAGCGUCCAGCUACAGGUCAGAGGUCAGGGGUCAGACCAGUGUACAACUACAGGUCAGGGGUCAGAGCCAGCGUCCAACUACAGGUCAGGGGUCAGAGCCAGUGUCCAACUACAGGUCAGAGGUCAGGGGUCAGAGCCAGUGUCCAACUACAGGUCAGGGGUCAGAGCCAGCGUUCAGCUACAGGUCAGAGGUCAGGGGUCAGAGCCAGUGUCCAACUACAGGUCAGGGGUUAGAACCAGCGUCCAGUUACAGGUCAGAGGUCAGGGGUCAGAGCCAGUGUUCAACUACAGGUCAGAGGUCAGGGGUCAGAGCCAGUGUUCAACUACAGGUCAGAGGUCAGGGGUCAGAGCCAGUGUCCAACUACAGGUCAGGGGUCAGAGCCAGCGUCCAGCUAAAGGUCAGAGGUCAGGGGUCAGAGCCAGCGUCCAGCUACAGGUCAGGGAUCAGGGGUCAGAGCCAGCGUCCAGCUACAGGUCAGGGAUCAGGGGUCAGAGCCAGCGUCCAGCUACAAGUCAGGGAUCAGGGGUCAGAGCCAGCGUCCAGCUACAGGUCAGGGGUCAGAGGUCAGAGCCAGCGUCCAGCUACAGGUCAGAGGUCACAGCCAGCGUCCAGCUACAGGUCAGGGGUCAGAGCCAGUGUCCAACUACGGGUCAGAGCCAGCGUCCAGCUACAGGUCAGGGGUCAGAGCCAGCGUCCAGCUACAGGUCAGGGGUCAGAGGUACGAGCCAGCGUCCAGCUACAGCCAGCGUCCAGCUACAGGUCAGAGGUCAGGGGUCAGAGCCAGCGUCCAGCUACAUGUCAGAGGUCAGGGGUCAGAGCCAGCGUCCAGCUACAGGUCAGAGGUCAGGGGUCAGAGCCAGCGUCCAGCUACAGGUCAGAGCCAGUGUCCAACUACAGGUCAGAGGUCAGGGGUCAGAGCCAGUGUCCAACUACAGGUCAGGGGUCAGAGCCAACGUUCAGCUACAGGUCAGAGGUCAGGGGUCAGAGCCAGUGUCCAACUACAGGUCAGGGGUUAGAACCAGCGUCCAGCUACAGGUCAGAGGUCAGGGGUCAGAGCCAGUGUUCAACUACAGGUCAGAGGUCAGGGGUCAGAGCCAGUGUUCAACUACAGGUCAGAGGUCAGGGGUCAGAGCCAGUGUCCAACUACAGGUCAGGGGUCAGAGCCAGCGUCCAGCUACAGGUCAGAGGUCAGGGGUCAGAGCCAGCGUCCAGCUACAAGUCAGGGAUCAGGGGUCAGAGCCAGCGUCCAGCUACAGGUCAGGGAUCAGGGGUCAGAGCCAGCGUCCAGCUACAGGUCAGGGAUCAGGGGUCAGAGCCAGCGUCCAGCUACAGGUCAGGGGUCAGAGGUCAGAGCCAGCGUCCAGCUACAGGUCAGAGGUCACAGCCAGCGUCCAGCUACAGGUCAGAGGUCAGGGGUCAGAGCCAGCGUCCAGCUACAUGUCAGAGGUCAGGGGUCAGAGCCAGCGUCCAGCUACAAGUCAGAGGUCAGGGGUCAGAGCCAGCGUCCAGCUACAGGUCAGAGGUCAGGGGUCAGAGCCAGUGCCCAACUACAGGUCAGGGGUCAGAGCCAGCGUCCAGCUACAGGUCAGAGGUCAGGGGUCAGAGCCAGUACCCAACUACAGGUCAGGGGUCAGAGCCAGCGUCCAGCUACAGGUCAGGGGUCAGAGCCAGUGUCCAACUACGGGUCAGAGCCAGCGUCCAGCUACAGGUCAGAGGUCAGGGGUGAGAGCCAGUGCCCAACUACAGUUCAGAAGUCAGGGGUCAGAGCCAGCGUCCAGCUCCAGGUCACGGGUCAGAGCCAGCGUCCAGCUACAGGUCAGGGGUCAGAGGUACGAGCCAGCGUCCAGCUACAGGUCAGAGGUCACAGCCAGCGUCCAGUUACAGGUCAGAGGUCAGGGGUCAGAGCCAGCGUCCAGCUACAUGUCAGGGGUCAGAGCCAGCGUCCAGCUACAGGUCAGAGGUCAGGGGUCAGAGGUCAGAGCCAGCGUCCAGCUACAGGUCAGAGAGCCAGCGUCCAGCUACAGGUCAGAGGUCACAGCCAGCGUCCAGCUACAGGUCAGGGGUCAGAGCCAGUGUCCAACUACGGGUCAGAGCCAGCGUCCAGCUACAGGUCAGAGGUCAGGGGUGAGAGCCAGUGCCCAACUACAGUUCAGAAGUCAGGGGUCAGAGCCAGCGUCCAGCUCCAGGUCAGGGGUCAGAGCCAGCGUCCAGCUACAGGUCAGGGGUCAGAGGUACGAGCCAGCGUCCAGCUACAGAUCAGAGGUCACAGCCAGCGUCCAGCUACAGGUCAGAGGUCAGGGGUCAGAGCCAGCGUCCAGCUACAUGUCAGAAGUCAGGGGUCAGAGCCAGCGUCCAGCUACAGGUCAGAGGUCAGGGGUCAGAGCCAGCGUCCAGCUACAGGUCAGAGCCAGUGUCCAACUACAGGUCAGAGGUCAGGGGUCAGAGCCAGUGUCCAACUACAGGUCAGGGGUCAGAGCCAGCGUUCAGCUACAGGUCAGAGGUCAGGGGUCAGAGCCAGUGUCCAACUUCAGGUCAGAGGUCAGGGGUCAGAGCCAGUGUCCAACUACAGGUCAGGGGUCAGAGCCAGCGUCCAGCUACAGGUCAGAGGUCAGGGGUCAGAGCCAGCGUCCAGCUACAAGUCAGGGAUCAGGGGUCAGAGCCAGCGUCCAGCUACAGGUCAGGGAUCAGGGGUCAGAGCCAGCGUCCAGCUACAGAUCAGGGGUCAGAGCCAGCGUCCAGCUACAGGUUAGGGGUCAGAGGUCAGAGCCAGCGUCCAGCUACAGGUCAGAGGUCACAGCCAGCGUCCAGCUACAGGUCAGAGGUCAGAGCCAGCGUCCAGCUACAUGUCAGAGGUCAGGGGUCAGAGCCAGCGUCCAGCUACAAGUCAGAGGUCAGGGGUCAGAGCCAGCGUCCAGCUACAGGUCAGAGGUCAGGGGUCAGAGCCAGUGCCCAACUACAGGUCAGGGGUCAGAGCCAGCGUCCAGCUACAGGUCAGGGGUCAGAGCCAGUACCCAACUACAGGUCAGGGGUCAGAGCCAGCGUCCAGCUACAGGUCAGGGGUCAGAGCCAGUGUCCAACUACGGGUCAGAGCCAGCGUCCAGCUACAGGUCAGAGGUCAGGGGUGAGAGCCAGUGCCCAACUACAAUUCAGAAGUCAGGGGUCAGAGCCAGCGUCCAGCUCCAGGUCACGGGUCAGAGCCAGCGUCCAGCUACAGGUCAGGGGUCAGAGGUACGAGCCAGCGUCCAGCUACAGGUCAGAGGUCACAGCCAGCGUCCAGCUACAGGUCAGAGGUCAGGGGUGAGAGCCAGCGUCCAGCUACAUGUCAGGGGUCAGAGCCAGCGUCCAGCUACAGGUCAGAGGUCAGGGGUCAGAGGUCAGAGCCAGCGUCCAGUUACAGGUCAGAGGUCAGGGGUCAGAGCCAGCAUCCAGCUACAGGUCAGAGGUCAGGGGUCAGAGCCAGUGUCCAACUACAGGUCAGGGGUCAGAGCCAGCGUUCAGCUACAGGUCAGUGGUCAGGGGUCAGAGCCAGUGUCCAACUACAGGUCAGGGGUUAGAACCAGCGUCCAGCUACAGGUCAGAGGUCAGGGGUCAGAGCCAGUGUUCAACUACAGGUCAGAGGUCAGGGGUCAGAGCCAGUGUUCAACUACAGGUCAGAGGUCAGGGGUCAGAGCCAGUGUCCAACUACAAGUCAGGGGUCAGAGCCAGCGUCCAGCUACAGGUCAGAGGUCAGGGGUCAGAGCCAGCGUCCAGCUACAGAUCAGGGAUCAGGGGUCAGAGCCAGCGUCCAGCUACAGGUCAGGAAUCAGGGGUCAGAGCCAGCGUCCAGCUACAGGUCAGGGAUCAGGGGUCAGAGCCAGCGUCCAGCUACAGGUCAGAGGUCAGAGCCAGCGUCCAGCUACAGGUCAGAGGUCACAGCCAGCGUCCAGCUACAGGUCAGAGGUCAGGGGUCAGAGCCAGCGUCCAGCUACAUGUCAGAGGUCAGGGGUCAGAGCCAGCGUCCAGCUACAGGUCAGAGCCAGCGUCCAGCUACAGGUCAGAGGUCAGGGGUCAGAGCCAGUACCCAACUACAGGUCAGGGGUCAGAGCCAGCGUCCAGCUACAGGUCAGGGGUCAGAGCCAGUGUCCAACUACGGGUCAGAGCCAGCGUCCAGCUACAAGUCAGAGGUCAGGGGUGAGAGCCAGUGCCCAACUACAGUUCAGAAGUCAGGGGUCAGAGCCAGCGUCCAGCUCCAGGUCAGGGGUCAGAGCCAGCGUCCAGCUACAGGUCAGGGGUCAGAGGUACGAGCCAGCGUCCAGCUACAGGUCAGAGGUCACAGCCAGCGUCCAGCUACAAGUCAGAGGUCAGGGGUCAGAGCUAGCGUCCAGCUACAAGUCAGAGGUCAGGGGUCAGAGCCAGCGUCCAGCUACAGGUCAGAGGUCAGGGGUCAGAGCCAGCGUCCAGCUACAGGUCAGAGCCAGCGUCCAGCUACAGGAGGAGCAGCAGGAGGUCCUGGAUGGUCCGGUUCUGGACCAGGUCUUUACUGAUGCAGUUCAGGACUCACUCCUCAGACUCAGUUCUGGAUCUGAGGUCCUCAUGGAACUUCUGCAAAUCGCCAAGUCCUUCACCUUCAUCAUCAUCAUCUUCCAGUAA